CAUUAAUUGACGGGCACACCUGGCCUUUCCACGCGCCAUGCCUUCUCCCAUUCCCCCCACGCGCCUGCUACCUAAGGACCUGUUUCCGUCUGCGGACAUCUCGGUGUGCAGCAGCCCCCUCCAGCAGCGGGGCCUCGGGGCCACCCUGCAGGUGCCCCCCCAGCGGCUGCACGGGAAGCUGGGCUCGCGGCCCUGGUCCUCCGUCAUCCACUGGCAGCAGCUGCGCUGCGUGGAGGCCGUGGGCUCCGGGGGCUUCGGCUCCGUGUACAGGGCGGAGUACCUGGGCCAGACGGUGGCGCUGAAGAAGGUGAAGCGGAGGACCAAGAACCGGCUGGCCUCCAGGCAGAGCUUCUGGGCGGAGCUUAACGCCGCCCACCUGAGCCACAGGAACGUGGUGCGCGUGCUCGCCGCCAGCACGUGCGUGCCCGCGGACUUCCAGGACGAGGGCAGCAUCGGGGCCAUCGUGAUGGAGUUCGUGGGCAGCAGGAACCUGCAGCAGGUGAUCUAUGAGAGCCCGGAGCCGCUGGAGGAGGCGCGCUGCCUCCGCUUCUCCUCGGACAUGGCGGAGGCGCUGCGCUUCCUGCACGCCCACCUCCUGGUCCACCUGGACGUCAAGCCGCCCAACGUGCUGCUGUCUCCCGGGGGGGUGUGCAAGCUGGCGGACUUCGGCUGCUCCCUCCAGCUGGAGCGGGAGCGCGCGCCCAGCUCCAUCAGCCCGCUGCUGAGCCACGGCUGCGGGACCUACUCCCACCGCGCGCCGGAGCUGCUGCGGGGGCAGCCGGUCACCCCAAAGGCAGACAUCUUCUCCCUGGGCAUCACCAUGUGGCAGCUGCUUACCAGGGAGCCCCCCUACACCGGCGACAGGCAGCAUGUGCUCUACGCGGUGGUGGCGCGCGAUCUGCGGCCGUCUCUCAGCCACGCGGUGUUUGCGUCAGCGCAGGGGCGGCGGCGCGCGGAGCUGCUGGGCCGCUGCUGGAGCGCGGAGGUCCGCCGCAGGCCGAGCGCCGAGGAGCUGCUGGAGCUGCUGAGGUCCGCUUAGAGGUUCGGAUGGACUGGAUCAUGUUAGGGUUCUGUUUGGAUGUCUUCAUUGUUCUGUUUUUCAUUAAAAGGAUUUUAAAAACUGA
This is a messenger RNA of Cyprinodon tularosa, 1124 nucleotides long. It is a transcript of the gene mos, whose product is annotated as v-mos Moloney murine sarcoma viral oncogene homolog. The record is from RefSeq and is a predicted model, not a curated record. Gene Ontology annotation, molecular function: protein kinase activity; ATP binding. Gene Ontology annotation, biological process: protein phosphorylation. The coding region runs from base 38 to 1039 and encodes 333 amino acids. NCBI's taxonomy places the organism in Eukaryota, Metazoa, Chordata, Actinopteri, Cyprinodontiformes, Cyprinodontidae. The transcript has a single exon.